AUAAUAUUCUGUUAUGCCACGAGUUAGCAAGGGGAUAUGGAAGGAAAGGAGCCUCCCCUAGAUGUCUAAUGAAACUGGAUCUCAGGAAGGCAUAUGACUCCAUCAGCUGGAGAGCUAUAAAAAAAAUAAUGGAGUACAUGAAGUUUCCUAAAAAAUUUAUUGAAUGGAUAUACUUCUGUAUUUCCAAUACUUCCUAUUCUAUUAUGCUAAAUGGGGAAAAUGAGCAAAUUUAAAUACCACCCAAGAUGUAGGAAUCUGAGAUUAAUAAACUUGGCUUUUGCUGAUGAUUUGAUAGUAGCUUGUAAAGCUGAUAAGGAUUCAAUCAAAGUAAUCCUGGAGUGUCUUCAACAUUUUAAGGCUGUAACUGGAUUUGAGGUUAACNUGCAUGGGCAACAAAGAAUCUUUCCUAUGCAGGUAGAUGUAAGCUGAUCAACAAUGUUCUGUUCGGGGUGAUCUCCUUCUGGUGUAGACUUUUCAUAAUCCCUAAUAGUGUGAUGCAGAAGAUACAAGCCAUCUGCAGGAACUUCCUUUGGGGGGCUAAAGCACAUUACUCUAAAACGCCUCUUGUCAAUUGGGAGGAUGUUUGCAAGCCUAAACAGGCAGGUGGUCUGGGGUUCAAAAAUCUAAGUUACUGGAAUAUGGCUUGCAUCCAAAGGUUGAUUUGGGACAUUGCAAGCAAAAAGGACAUCCUUUGGGUUAAGUGGAUUCAUAAUAAGUAUCUAAAAAGGGACAACAUAUGGAACAUCUCUGUCAAAUCAGAUUUUUGCUACUAUUUGAAAAAAAUUCUGCAUAACAGGAAGGAAUUUGAGGGCAUGGACAUUAAAGGUAAAUAUGAAGUGCAGAAAGGCUAUGAGUGGCUGUUGGGCGACCAUGAAAAUGUACAAUGGACCUCGAUUGUUUGGAAUAAGCUCACUAUUCCUAAACAUCAAUUCCUACAAUGGCUGGGUUGGAAAGACAGGAUACUCACUAAAACCAGGUUGGCCAGAUACAUGAACAUUACUACUGAUUGUGUUCUAUGUUCUGAUCAUGUAGAGGAUAGGGUGCACUUAUUCUACAAAUGCCAGUACGGUAGAGAAUUGCAUAGUGAAGUUAGAAGGUGGCUUCAAAUUAGCUGGUCUGCCAGCAAUGAUAUGGAGCUACAGAAGGCUAUUCAAUGCAUCAGUGGAAGGAAAAACAGACAAUUGGCCAUUGCAGGAUUUGCUGGAGUCUGUUAUGCUGUUUGGAGGGCAAGGAACUGGAAGGUUAUGAAACAAGAGGAGGUGACAGUAUCUGAUUCAUACCAUUGGCUCAAGAGCCUAAUGAAGAUAUAUACUAAUCAUAAGCUAAAAGUAGUACAUCUCAUUUAGUUUCUCAUUUAGUUGUCUGUUGUUAUUCCAUACUUGAGUGGACUGGCAUGUAAUUUGGAACUGGUUGUGGUGUUUAAUAG
Messenger RNA from Cuscuta campestris, 1426 nucleotides. The record is from the annotation of a GenBank genome assembly. Lineage: Eukaryota; Viridiplantae; Streptophyta; Magnoliopsida; Solanales; Convolvulaceae.